CUAAUAGGGAGGAGGGACUAUCCCUCGCGAGUCGUGACAAACCCCCCCCAGAAACAAGAGAAGCUCCAAAAUAAUACUCCACCGACCACCAACAAGGCAACAGCACCCCUACCCACCCCCGUUUUCGAUCUUCGGCAUCUGAUCUCCUUCCCCACACCAGAUCAGAUCCAUGGACGAAGGCGACGACGACCACCACCAAACCCUUGAAAACGGCGGAGGAGGAGGCACGAGCAUCCACAUAACGGCGCUGGACGGCGUCGUCAACGUGAACUCGCUCUUCACCCUGGCGGCGUUCGUGGGGCUGGCGUGGAACCCCUCGGCCGGGGCCACCCCGGGCGCCGCCCCCUGCGACGUCGACUUCGGGAAGCUCGAGUCCGACCUCGUCUCCUUCCACGUCCUCGCCUUCGCCUGCUUCCUCUUCUCCAGCCUCGUCGCCCUCUGCCUCAAGCAGGCCAUCCGCGCCCACCACCCCCGCCGCCGCAGCCGCCACGCGGGCGCCGCGCGGGUCGACCGCGCGGCGCUGCGCGGCGGCAUCAUCGCGUGCGCCGCGGGCUCGGUGUUCGGGUGCGGCUUCCUCAUGCUGGCGCUCGUCAACCUCGUCCAGAUCAAGCUCGGCAGGAUCGGCGCCGCCGUCGCCCCGCUCGUCACCCUCGUCCCCGCCGCCAUGCUCGUCUACACCGCCAUCGUCCUCUACGCCUUCACUCGCUGACCCCCCCCACCUCUUUCACUCUUCAGAUCCCCAAUAUAUACCUCGAUGCUUUUAUUACAGUUUUAUCCAUCUCUACUUUGUAGUCUGAGAGGCUUUCCGAUAGAUGUACGAUUAUUAUUUGUCGAUGCGGAACAUUAUUGGUGCACAAAUUUGCCACCCAUUUUUCUGAGGGUA
Messenger RNA from Ananas comosus (pineapple), 883 nucleotides. RefSeq lists its product as uncharacterized. The transcript has a single exon. The record is from RefSeq and is a predicted model, not a curated record. NCBI's taxonomy places the organism in Eukaryota, Viridiplantae, Streptophyta, Magnoliopsida, Poales, Bromeliaceae. The coding region runs from base 170 to 709 and encodes 179 amino acids.